This is a messenger RNA of Erigeron canadensis, 1528 nucleotides long. RefSeq names its product 26S proteasome non-ATPase regulatory subunit 11 homolog. Lineage: Eukaryota; Viridiplantae; Streptophyta; Magnoliopsida; Asterales; Asteraceae. Gene Ontology annotation, biological process: ubiquitin-dependent protein catabolic process. Gene Ontology annotation, cellular component: proteasome regulatory particle, lid subcomplex. Gene Ontology annotation, molecular function: structural molecule activity. The record is from RefSeq and is a predicted model, not a curated record. The transcript has 3 exons. The coding region runs from base 103 to 1374 and encodes 423 amino acids.
UUUAGUUUUCUUUUCCUUCAAGACUUGUUUGUAUUUGUAUCGUUCAUUCAUCCAUUCCCGAUAUCUACUUCCGAUCUCCGUCGCCGUUUACUCCGCAGAAAAAUGGCGUCAUCAGUAUCACAUUUUCCAGCCACAACAGAAUCUCUUGAGCUGGCUUCAGAAGCCAAAAGUCGAUCUGAGGCGAUCACCAUACUCUAUUGCGUCCUAGAUAACCCCACAGCCUCUUCUGAAGCCCUACGGGUCAAAGAGCAAGCAGUUAUUAAACUUUCCGAUCUCCUUCGAGAAGAGAACAGGGGAGAAGAUCUCCGUGGUCUUUUGACUACAUUAAGACCGUUCUUUGCACUGAUCCCUAAAGCGAAAACUGCAAAAAUUGUUAGGGGAAUCAUAGAUUCAGUUGCCAAGAUACCAAAUUCCACUGAUCUUCAAAUAUCACUCUGCAAAGAAAUGGUAGAAUGGACCCGAUCUGAAAAACGUACCUUCUUGAGGCAACGGGUUGAGGCCCGGCUUGCUGCAUUGUUAAUGGAUAGCAAGGAGUAUUCAGAAGCAUUGACCCUCCUUUCUGGUUUGGUCAAAGAGGUUAGAAGACUUGAUGAUAAGUUGCUUCUUGUUGACAUCGAUCUGCUGGAAAGUAAACUCCACUUCUCCUUGAGAAACCUCCCAAAAGCUAAAGCUGCACUCACGGCUGCUAGAACAGCUGCAAAUGCAAUCUAUGUACCUCCUGCUCAACAAGGAACCAUUGAUUUACAGAGUGGGAUUCUUCAUGCUGAAGAGAAGGACUAUAAAACAGCCUACAGCUACUUUUUUGAAGCGUUUGAGGCGUUUAAUGCACUUGACGACCCAAGAGCUGUCUACAGUCUCAAGUAUAUGUUGCUAUGUAAAAUAAUGGUGAAUCAAGCAGAAGAUGUUGCAGGUAUUAUAUCUUCAAAGGCUUUAAAGUUUUUGGGUCCAGAACUCGAUGCAAUGAAGGCUGUUGCUGAUGCUUAUGCCAAGAGGUCGCUAAAGCUAUUUGAAACCUCUCUUCAAGAUUUUAAGGCUCAGUUGGAUGAAGACCCAAUUGUCCAUAGGCACCUUUCCUCUCUCUACGACACACUAUUGGAGCAAAACUUAUGCAGGUUGAUUGAACCGUUUUCAAGGGUUGAGAUAGCUCACAUAGCGAGUCUGAUUGAGCUUCCAUUGGAGCACGUGGAGAAGAAAUUGUCACAGAUGAUAUUGGACAAAAAAUUUGCAGGAACACUGGACCAGGGUGUUGGGUGUCUCAUUAUUUUCGAAGAUCCAAAGACUGAUGCCAUCUUCCCUGCAACACUUGAAACCAUUCAAAACAUGGGCAAGGUUGUCGACAGCUUGUUUGUGAGAUCAGCCAAGAUAAUGGCUUGAGAUGUUACAAAUUAUGUGCUUCAUAUACUUUUGUAUUUGUUUGAAAUGUUAAGUUGAUCUGUUAGAACCUGGUUAUGUUUGACUUUGUUAGAUGGCAAUCAUAACUAGCCGAUCUUUGACAUCUUGAGACUGAAAUUUAUGAGCGUUCCAAAAA